AUGCGCCCACGCCGCUACGGAAAUAAAACGGCGCGGGAACUUGAAACACUACACCGGCGCGUGGACCGCUCGGAAUCUUCGGACGCCCCACCGGCGGGAGUGGUCGCGGCGCUUACCUGCAGGGGUCGAAGGUCACAGAGGUCACGGGUCACAAGCACAAUUCACUACGCGGUCGGAGGUCGGGACAGAGGUCGAAACGCUGGAGCGAGCGAGGUGGUCGCGCCCGUGGCUUCCGAGCGACUGGCCGCCUCCAGACGGCGCCCGUGCCGCCGC
This is a messenger RNA of Iphiclides podalirius (scarce swallowtail), 273 nucleotides long. The record is from the annotation of a GenBank genome assembly. Lineage: Eukaryota; Metazoa; Arthropoda; Insecta; Lepidoptera; Papilionidae.